Molecule: messenger RNA, 483 nt
Organism: Botrytis porri
Lineage: Eukaryota; Fungi; Ascomycota; Leotiomycetes; Helotiales; Sclerotiniaceae
Exons: 2
Coding region: 1-483 (160 amino acids)
Source: RefSeq, a predicted model, not a curated record
AUGUUCUCCAAGACUUUCAUCGCAACCCUCCUCGCCAGCGCUGUCGCUGCUAGCCCUAUCGCCGCUAGCACAGCCGAUACUCCCUACACACUCCGUACCUUCCCAACUGGAGCUGGGUCGAUCUUCCGAGGCUUGGAGAUCAAUGCAGACAACGGCUAUCUUUGGGUUGGAAAACCUACACCAGCCGUUCAAUUUUCUUUCGAUAACGGACAUGUAAACAUCCAAGGAGGACAAGAAUUAUAUCUCUCCGACAACUCAGUCGCAUAUGCUGCUCCAAACGCCAGCAUUCAAUACGAUGCAGGUUGGGCGUUCGUCGCCCCUAACAGCGCUCCAAACAGCGUUCUUGGCUCCUUGACAUACCCUGGCAACGACUUCUGGGCUUGCCCAACCUCCGAGGCUAAUGUCUAUUCUAUCGCCGUUUUCCCAACCGAUGACCGUACUUACCCUGUCGCCUGUGAGAAAAUCCUAUUGAUCACUCAGUAG